AUGAUCAUCACAAUACGAAACCUAACUACAGACAUUAUAGUUGCACAAGCGUCCUCAUCACCUUCGAAAUUCAAUGUUAAUCGACGGACAAAACAUCAUGGCAAUGGAUCAACUGAGAAGUCAUCGUUUCCUACAGAAAUUACUCUCCAUACUUCCGUGGAUGUAGUCAUGGAACUACCCAAAGGUUUCCAACAUGAACUUAAUCUUCAACACAUUCCGGAUACUGUUCAAGAUCUCAGUUCCUCUACUAUGACGGAGACACAAGGAUUGUUAGGCCGUAACAAAUGGCACAUUCACCCUGAGGGUUUCAAAGUCCGAUUCUCUAUGAUGCUUGGUUCAUUUCUUUCCGAGAUGCCUGACCGACUGCCCUUGUCUUCGCUUGCCCUUCCAGGUACUCACGAUACGAUGGCGUUCCAUGGUUGGCCUAUCUCCCAAUGUCAGUCGCCAGCCAGCCCAUUAAGCACUCAACUUCUUGGAGGUAUUCGCGUUCUUGAUAUCCGUCUCGCUGUGAUUCCACCUCCAACACCUAUUCUCAAGCCCGAUAUUAAAUAUGAAUUAAUUGCCUAUCAUGGAUUGUGGCCUCAAAAAACGCCAUUCACUAUUAUCUUGAAAGAUAUUCAUGCUUUUCUGAACUCACCGAUAGGGAUGAAGGAAACCAUUGUAAUGUCCAUUAAGCAAGAGGACUUCGUUGUGACGCCUGCACGAAUUUUUUCGAAACUCGUUAGAGAGACUAUAGUUCAUGGUGCCGGGGGCUGGGGUGACUCUGAAUCAACUGGGCAUGGUGUAAACAAAGGGAUGUGGUUCCUGGAAAACCGCAUACCAAGACUGGGGGAAGUGAGAGGGAAAGUAGUUAUGCUGAGUCGCUUCGGAGGCGAUGGACACGGCUGGGAGGGUGGUCUAGAGGGCCUUGGAAUACAUCCUACAACUUGGCCUGAUAGCGAAAAGAAAGGAUUUCAGUGGGAGCUGAAAGGUACUCUUGUCCGAACUCACGAUUGGUAUGGCAUCCCGUCAUUUCUCUCCAUUCCCGAGAAAGUGAAGUUGGGUACAGAAAAUUUAAUUCCUCCGCCGGAUCUCAAGAAACCACUGCUACCGAUAACCUAUUUCUCUGCAGCGUCUUUUCCUCUCGCAUUUCCACCUACAGUAGCUAAAGGUUUUGGGUGGCCAAAAUGGGGCCUUGGGGUGGAAGGAGUAAACAGCAAACUAGGAGCUUGGCUGCUCGAUCAACUGGGCGGAGAUGCUGGCGCCGCCUAUCCGAAAGCCACUAAUAAAGACAUUCUUUUGGAGAAACGACCUCAGGGAGAACAGCAAGCAGAGCCAAGAAUACGUGGUUGGACUUUCUUGGACUAUUACUCGGAACCUGAAGGAGGCGACCUUGUCCCAUUGCUGAUCGAAUGCAAUUUUAGAGGGCGGAAGGAAGGAGAAGAGGGAUGUCAGGAUCCCAAUCUGUGA
Messenger RNA from Psilocybe cubensis, 1449 nucleotides. RefSeq lists its product as uncharacterized. Lineage: Eukaryota; Fungi; Basidiomycota; Agaricomycetes; Agaricales; Agrocybaceae. Bases 1 to 1449 code for a protein of 482 amino acids. Gene Ontology annotation, biological process: lipid metabolic process. The record is from RefSeq and is a predicted model, not a curated record. The transcript has 6 exons. Gene Ontology annotation, molecular function: phosphoric diester hydrolase activity.